Molecule: messenger RNA, 1095 nt
Organism: Protomyces lactucae-debilis
Lineage: Eukaryota; Fungi; Ascomycota; Taphrinomycetes; Taphrinales; Protomycetaceae
Exons: 1
Coding region: 130-969 (279 amino acids)
Source: RefSeq, a predicted model, not a curated record
GGGAUCAAUCACGAGCUUUCACGUGCGGCCUGCCGUGAAAAAUUUAAGUCCUGCAGGCCUCUUGAAAGAGUAUAUUGCAGUUGUCACCGCUGUCUUUUCAAAUCAACCAAUCGGUUACCAGUUCAAGCUAUGAUACACCAUCUCAAGACAAUGGUCUGUCCCAUACUCUUUGUCAUGGGUUUUUGGACAUUGGCUAUAGCUAUGGAUGGGCUCACAAAAGGAACACAAAUCAAUACUUGUGUUCAACCAACGCUUACGCUUCGCAAGAUGAUCCAUCAUCAAGGCGUCUACAAAGCUGGGCAACUUCAAGGUCAAUUUGCACAGGACACUUGUGCCGAGAAAUGCGAGACCGAAAUGGCCCGCUAUCACGAUUCUCGUGUUUCAGCUCAUUCCAGCGCAGACAUUUGUCAUGCUGGUGAAAACAUCUGCUAUUGUGUGAAUGGGGCUUACCAUUCACAGAUGGCUGAAGAAACACCAAAGGCUGAAGAACCUGGCAUUGAUAAUAUCGCAGGUCCUUCUUUCUUGGGAUUCAUGCCAUAUGGCAUUCCAUAUUGGGCCUAUCAUGUCACUGAUCCCGGUAGAAUGACUAACGCAAAUCCCAUCACAGUUGGAAUGCUCGAUCGAGCAAAAUUGCGCAUCUCAAACAAAGCCAAGUCCAAGCAACAGCUACAAUCAAUACAGUGCCAAUGUUUCAUGCAAGUUCAAUACCUCAAAAUGCGCAUUCAGGGCUUCAACUUAGGGUCGCAGCUGGACGAAGCUGAAGGUACCUGUGGACCUAGCGCAAUAGCAAAAAGACACGAAAUCGAUAGCUGGCAAUCGCUUCAACCUCUCGAUUCAAUGUCUGGACUGCCAAUAUUCCCGUGUAACAACCCCAUCAACGAUCAGCGUUUUUGUUCCGGUGUGUUGCUCCCACAGUGCAAAUUGUAUCCAUCGUCAAUCAAUUUGGAAAUUCCAACGGCCUACAGCUAAGUCUUUCCUUUCAUUCGGAAGAUCUCCAUACUCAAAGUUGCUGGAUCUUAUUGCAACCUCUUUUCUGAACAGAAUCAACUUUUCGCUGUCGAGCUUUUUUAGCUACCACCCAAUUUAAUCAUAUGC